CCAAGACUAGACAUUGGCAUUACGAUGCCAGGCGAGAGAGUCCCACUUUGCGCCCUGCUGCUGCUGCUCGGUGCGGCCGCAGGCACCAACGGCGGGCGCAUCUUGGUGUGGUACACCGAGGCCAGCCACUGGAUCAACAUGAAGCCCAUGCUCGAGGCGCUGGUGGACCGCGGGCACCACGUGACCGUUCUGAUCCCCAGCGCUUCACUCUUCAUGAAGGCCAGUGACCAGUCCCGCUUCCACUACUUGCACUUUAAUGUCUCGGUCUCUCUGGAGGAGAUGGAGAGCUUCAUGGAGGACUUCCUGGCAUUUUCCAUCUACGAAAUUGACUACAUGAACUACUUUCAGCUCUACGCCAAAUUUGUGACCCUGAUGCAACGGGACCUGGAGUGCACAUUGAAGUAUCUGGAUGGCAUAGUGAAGUCAGAGGACAUAAUGAGCAAGAUAAAGCAGGGCAACUAUGACCUCCUCCUAGCGGACCCCAUCUACCCGGGCAGUGAAUUGAUGGCCGAAAUACUGGGUAUCCCGCUGGUCUACUCGCUGCGCUUCUCCAUGGUGUACAACUGGGAGAGGUACUGUGGGCAGUUGCCUUCUCCACCUUCUUUUGUGCCCGCCGCAAUGAGCAAACUGACUGACAAGAUGAGCUUCUCCGAAAGACUGUGGAACUUCCUCUUCUAUGCUUUGAACGACAUUGUGAUCGAAUUUGCCAUUUGGUCGCAUAUGGAUCAAUAUUACACACACUACAGAGGCAUGCCCACAAACGCCUGCGAGUUAUUAGGCAGGGCAGACAUCUGGCUGAUAAGAACUUACUGGGACUUUGACUACCCCCGUCCUUUCCUGCCCAACUUCAAGUUUGUCGGCGGGAUCCACUGCAAACCUGCCAAAUCUUUACCGGAGGACAUCGAAGAGUUUGUGCAGAGCUCAGGUGAAGACGGCAUUGUGGUCUUCACUCUGGGAUCCAUGAUCAAGAAUGUCAGUAGCGAGAAGGCCAACAUGAUCGCCUCGGGCCUUGGGCAGAUCCCCCAAAAGGUGCUGUGGCGGUAUAGCGGAGAAAAACCAGCUACUUUGGCCCCCAACACAAGGCUUUACGACUGGAUCCCUCAGAACGACCUCCUGGGUCACCCCAAGACCAAAGCCUUCAUCACUCAUGGCGGGACCAACGGCAUUUACGAGGCCAUCUACCACGGGGUGCCCAUGGUGGGCAUUCCCAUGUUUGCCGACCAGCCCGACAACAUGGUCCACAUGAAGGCCAAGGGCGCCGCCGUCACCGUGGACUUCAACUUCAUGACCUCCGAGGACCUCAGCCGUGCUGUCAAGACCGUCAUUAACGACAAGUCGUACAAGGAGAACAUCAUGGGUCUGUCAGACAUCCACCAUGACCGACCCAUAAGUGCCCUGGAUGAGGCGGUGUUCUGGAUCGAAUUCACUAUGAGACACAAGGGCGCCAAGCACCUCAGGGUACAGGCCCACGAACUCACAUGGUACCAGUACCACAGCCUGGACGUGGCCGGAUUCCUGCUCGCAGUCGUUCUGCUCUCUGCGCUUCUUUGCAUCCAGACGUGCAGGUGUUGCUUACGUCGAUGCUGCUGCAUGAGCACGAAAAAGAAAGCGUCAAAGAAAAAGUCGGAAUAAAGGAAAUGCUGGCGUUGGUGCUAUCGGACCUUGGAUGUAUUAUACUCACUGGGGCACAUUAGGUACACGUGGACUCGGGCGAACCAAUGUGAGAGCGAUCCAAAAAUUAAGUGGUGAUUACAAACAGCUCUCUCGCCAACAAUAAACCUUGAAUUAUGAGUGUUUUUUUUUUUCAUAGCUCAGUUGUUGAUCUUUGGCUUUGCAUUCUGAGGGAGUUUCAGAUUGAUGCCACAUCUGCAAGAAUAUUUUGACUAGAAAAAUCAAUUUGAGAUACAAAUUUUACACUCUGUC
Syngnathoides biaculeatus (alligator pipefish) is the source of this 1923-nucleotide messenger RNA. RefSeq names its product UDP-glucuronosyltransferase 2A1-like. The transcript has 6 exons. The record is from RefSeq and is a predicted model, not a curated record. Bases 25 to 1632 code for a protein of 535 amino acids. Gene Ontology annotation, molecular function: UDP-glycosyltransferase activity. Lineage: Eukaryota; Metazoa; Chordata; Actinopteri; Syngnathiformes; Syngnathidae.